Messenger RNA from Dimorphilus gyrociliatus, 1000 nucleotides. The record is from the annotation of a GenBank genome assembly. Lineage: Eukaryota; Metazoa; Annelida; Polychaeta; Dinophilidae.
CAAAUUUAUUCUUACUGUCUGCAAAUUGUUCUUCCGGGUUUGAUAACAAGUCUGUGUAUAUCCAAGAAUAACUUAUAUAUUCUAUUACUUUAACAACUUCGGAAGGAUUUAGAUCAAGGUAAUUGAUUUAGAAAAAUUAAAAAAGUUAAAACUCGUGAGGCGAUUCAGUAAAGAGUGGUGACUACAGUCUCUCUGCUAUCACCGGAUUUUGAGUCAUCAAAACAAUAUAUAUAUAUCUUAAUGCAUGAUCAAAAAGCUUGAGUGUCACAUGCGAAUAAGAUAUCUUACAUUUUUAUAAGUAACGUAUAUUCCAGAAAGAACAAAAAUGCCAUUUUCAUCUCUUUUUGGGCGGAAGAAAACCCCGCAAGAAAUGCUUCGUCAAAAUCAACGAGCUCUCAAUAAAGCUAUGAGGGAACUUGAUAGAGAACGACAACAGAUGGAAAAUCAAGAAAAAAAAACUAUAAAUGAAAUAAAAAAGAUGGCUAAAGCGGGUCAAAUGGACUCUGUAAAAAUUCUCGCAAAGGAUCUUGUUAGAACUAGAAGAUAUGUCAAAAAAUUUAUGGUUAUGAAAGCUAACAUUCAAGCCGUUUCUCUAAAAAUUCAAACUUUAAAGGCCAAUGAUUCUAUGGCCACAGCCAUGAAAGGCGUAGUAAAAGCUAUGAUGACAAUGAACAAGCAAAUGAAUCUGCCUCAAAUUCAAAAAAUUAUGAUGGAGUUUAGUAAAGAGAGUGAAAUGAUGGAAAUGAAAGAAGAGAUGAUGAGCGAUGCUAUCGACGAUGCUAUGGGAGAUGAGGACGACGAAGAAGAAACUGACGCCGUUGUUGGUCAAGUUCUCGACGAAUUAGGUUUACAAAUCGCCGAUGAAAUGAAAGAUUUGCCUUCAACAAGUGGAUCCAUAGCAGCCGGAACCAAAGCAAAACAGCCACAAGCCGCUGCUUGUGGUGCCAACGACGCCGAUGCUGAUUUGGAAGCAAGAUUAGAAAACUUAAAGAGACAGUAG